Molecule: messenger RNA, 330 nt
Organism: Prorocentrum cordatum
Lineage: Eukaryota; Dinophyceae; Prorocentrales; Prorocentraceae
Source: the annotation of a GenBank genome assembly
AUGGAGGGCCGAGAAGACCCUGACUCUGAUAUACGCAAGAUCUGCUCACAUCUCGAGCGGUCAAAUCGACCAUCGGCGCUCGUCAUGAUGAUGUUGAAGGACGACAUUAAGAAUGGUAACGCCAUUGAAGAGUCCAACAAGGCCCCAGCAAUUGGCAGUUACUUGCACAAGAAGGAGAUGAGUCGCCAAGAUCAGGACAAGAAGAGGAGGGGCGGCAGCCGCAGCCGCGGCAGGGGCAGCCCGCGACGGAACCGGAGCAGGACUCGCAGGAUGGGGGACCGGGACCGCAGAAGCCGAAGCCGCCGGCGGAGCCGUUCCCGGGACAGGUGA